GGAGCAGCCAGGGGGACGAAGUUGCUACACUCCCGUGUAGGAGGGAGCUACUCUGCAAGCCUGCUGAAGGAGGACGAAAAUAUACUUCAAAAAUUUAAAAUAGCAACCGAAGAGAGUCGUGAACGCCAAUCCUCAAAAUCUACGCGUACUGGAUUACUUUUUUGUACAGUUCAUAAUAUAUUCUAUGUGAAGAAAGUAUUUAUACUUUUUUAUUUGCACUAACUAACGGUACUUUUGAACUACUACUGAGAAUCCUUAUUUUUUACUAAAGAAAAAAACCAUCCUGUGGAAAAAAAAACACACCACAGUUCAACUAAACCAGCACUUUUGAUUUGAGCCAACUUGACUUCAUUCACUUUGGGUUCCACAGCCAUCCCGCUUGGACAAAAUUUGAGUUGCCAACCACGCACAAGAGCAACAACAAUCUAGCGGAACAAGCUCUUUCAACCUCUCGCUACAUUCAGUGAAACGCUAUGCAGCUAGAAAUCCAAGUAGCUCUCAACUUCAUCAUCUCCUACCUGUACAACAAGCUGCCUCGGCGCCGCGUCAACAUUUUCGGGGAGGAGUUGGAGAGGCAGUUGAAGCAGAAAUAUGAGGGCCACUGGUACCCCGAUAAGCCAUACAAAGGGUCCGGGUUCAGGUGCAUCCACGUGGGGGAGAAGGUGGACCCGGUGGUCGAGAAGGCGGCCAAGGAGAGCGGGUUGGACAUCGACGACGUCCGGAACAACCUGCCCCAGGAGCUCAGCGUGUGGAUCGACCCCUACGAAGUGUCCUACCAGAUCGGAGAGAAGGGGCCAGUCAAGGUGCUAUACGUGGACGAUAGCGGCGACCAGGUGAACAGCACUCUCGACUUGGACAAAGAGAUCCGCAACAGCUUCAAUCCGGACGCCCAGGUCUUCAUGCCCAUCAACGAGCCCCUCAACGCCUCGCCCGGGUCCAGCUCGCCGUCUCCACCCUUCGGUCACUCCGCGGCGGUCAGCCCCACCUUCAUGCCCCGCUCCACCCAACCCCUCACCUUUACCACGGCGACGUUCGCGGCCACCAAGUUCGGCUCCACCAAAAUGAAGAGCAGCGGGCGCAACGGGAACGCCAACGGGGCCAGCGGCGCCGGGAGCAAGCCCGCAGCCGCGCGUACCUCCCCGACCAAUCUGGGCCUCAACGUGAACAAUCUCCUCAAGCAAAAAGCCAUGUCGAGCUCCAUGCACUCUCUGUACGGAUUAGGACUCGGGGGGGCGCACCAAAAGUCGUCCGCGCUUUCGCCCAACGCCAAGGAGUUCGUGUUUCCGAAUUUGCAGGGGCAGGGUAAUCAGAGCGCGCUGUUUCCGGAAAGUUCGCUCAACCUCAGCUCGCUCCCGUACAGCAAUGCCUUUGACGUGUUCGCCGCCUACGGUGGCCUUAACGACAAGUCCCUCAUGGAUGGCUUGAAUUUCAGCUUGAACAACAUGCAGUAUUCAAACCAGCAAUUCCAGCCAGUUAUGGCCAACUAAGUACUCAUAAAAGAGGUACUACUUAAGCUACUACUGCACUGCACAAAAGGAAUAGUUGCGUCGGUUGGAAUGAUUUCAGGAUGUUCGUCGAUUUGACUCGUAGUUUUGACUAGUUUGAGACGUAGAUGAUCCAAAAACGUACAUUUUGUGUUCUUUUGUACGUUGACUUCUUGGGUUCCUUUUAAAGACAAUACAAUGGGAGAUUUAUUUACCUUGUUGACAUGUUUUGACUGGUAGUGGCAAGACUUCAGAAAGUCGUCCACCGUUUCGCCCAACGCCAAGGAGUUCGUGUUUCCGAAUGUCACCGGUUUUUGCUGGUGUCAACGAGGUAAACAAAUCUCCCACUGUACGCUCUUUCAAAAGAACCCAAGAAGUACUGAAUGUUUCUGACUGGUUUUAAUAUUUUAUCGCAAAUUCAACACGAUUGCACUUGAAAUUUAAACACUUUGCCCCGCUCUUUGUCAUGCUUUGAGUCACAGGUGUAUUGAACCAGUCACAUUGAAGCGUGAACUGUCAGAAGAAGCAGACUUAUGUUACCUCUCACGGGGAAUACGAAGCCGUUAAACGUGCAUCAUUUGCGACCGGAGCGUUUCGCCGUAUCACGAUCCCAACGUUAAAACCAGUCAGUACACUCAUCUAGUCAAAACUGCUCGAGAAGCCAUUUCGAUCCUCGCUGUUCCUUUUCUGCAGUGUUGACAAAAACGGCCAGAGAUAAUGUGACAGGGGGAACGUAUACAUUAAUGCACAUUUAUAAAAGAAAAUUUCAAAAAAACCUCUACAAAAAAUGUAAACAAAGCGAAUGUCAUUUCAAAAAGAGGACUUGUGCGGCGUAAGAUCUUAUUGGUCACAAGUCUGUAACAGCAUGAGCCCAAGGGUGACGUCGUUUUCCCCCUUGAGUUGAAAUUUCCAGUAUGAAGCUUGUAGUACCAGAUGUCCAAGCUUGGUUACUUAAACGUGCGACAUAAAUCAUUGUUAUUUCUUUUGCCAACCAAGCACAAACUAUUUUUUUAUGUAAUUGUUUUAAGAUAUAUAAAAGACAAAAAAAAAACAACAACGAAAUACCACCACGAGUCAUGGCCUGUCAGUAUUUAAACACAAACUGGACACCGCCAAUUUUGCAUAAAUUGGCUUAAAUACGUGGGAUUUCUUGGUCUUUUUUCUAAUUGUAUAAUUUAAUUUAGUACAGAGUUUGUAAAAUAUCAGAGUAUCUAUUGUUUCUACGACAUGGUAUUGCAUUUAUAUCUUUUUACUACUCCAGUGAUCUGUGAUGGCUGCAGCAACUUUAUGUUUUCUUUUUUUAUUGAAAUUAUAAAUAAAUGAAUCCAUCUUUGAAAAACUAUUCUAAAGAUUGUGUACAGAAUAUUCCGUAGUGGUGGGAUUUAAGGAUAUUUGCUUUUUUGACAAAACAUAAGAGUUGUAUUUUCUGUUAAGAGUUUAAAGAUUUUUGCUAUAUUAUGGACAAAAUGUAAUCGUAUAUUAAUUUUGUACCUACAUUGUGCAAUACUUGAUAAAAACAAGACGGUAUAACAAAGUAUUCUGAGUCAGUGUCUUACAUGUUAAGAGGGACUGAUAGUUUAUUAAGUUUGUAUUAAAAUGCUUGAAAAUAA
This is a messenger RNA of Boleophthalmus pectinirostris (great blue-spotted mudskipper), 3094 nucleotides long. It is a transcript of the gene tob1a, whose product is annotated as transducer of ERBB2, 1a. Gene Ontology annotation, molecular function: transcription corepressor activity. The record is from RefSeq and is a predicted model, not a curated record. Gene Ontology annotation, biological process: regulation of gene expression. NCBI's taxonomy places the organism in Eukaryota, Metazoa, Chordata, Actinopteri, Gobiiformes, Gobiidae. The transcript has 3 exons. The coding region runs from base 474 to 1487 and encodes 337 amino acids. Gene Ontology annotation, cellular component: cytoplasm; nucleus.